CCCCUCUUCCAAAACAAUCCUUCCCUCUCCGUGCUAAGACCCUCUUCGGAAUCGCUUCUUGUUGAGCAGAACUAGAGUUCUCGCCCCUUUGCGAAGGAGAAUUAGGACGAGGACUCAGUCUGAUCUGACUUCAGAGCCUUCAGCAAGAAAGAAAGAUGUCAGAUGAAGAUGAUCUGGAAGAUUUUGAGCCAGACCAGGAUGAUCUGGAAAAGGAAGAUGAUGAGAAGGAGACGGAAGAGGGGGAGGAUGACAGGAAAGAGAUGGAAGACUUCUCUGAGGAAUGGAUGCCCAAUCCCCUGACGGAGGACAUGAUGAAGGAAGGGCUUUCUUUGCUCUGUAAGACAGGCAGUGGAUUAGCCCAUGCUUAUGUGAAGCUGGAGGUUAAAGAGAGAGAUCUGACAGACAUCUACUUGCUGCGUUCCUACAUCCAUCUGCGCUAUGUGGACGUUUCUGAGAACCACCUGACAGACUUGUCCCCACUCAAUUACCUCACCCACCUGCUCUGGCUCAAGGCUGACAGCAACCGGCUGCGGAGUGCCCAGCUGAAUGAACUGCCCUACCUGCAGAUUGCCAAUUUUGCCUAUAACCAGAUCACUGACACUGAGGGCAUCUCUCAUCCUCGUCUGGGCAGCCUGGAUCUCAAAGGGAACAACAUCCGCUUGGUGACAGGUCUGGACCCCCAAAAGCUGAUCAGCCUGCACACACUGGAGCUUCGGGGGAACCAACUGGAAAGUACCCUUGGAAUCAACCUUCCUAAGCUGAAGAACCUCUACCUGGCCCAGAACAUGCUGAAGAAGGUGGAAGGCUUGGAGAACCUAAAGAAUCUCACUACCUUGCAUCUUCGAGAUAACCACAUUGAAACUCUGAGUGGCUUCUCCAAGGAAAUGCAAUCACUGCAAUACCUCAACCUGAGGGGCAACAUGAUAACCAACCUUCAGGAGCUUGCCAAGCUUAAGGACCUGCCCAAGCUUCGAGCCUUGGUGCUACUGGACAACCCGUGUACAGAUGAGAGCAACUACCGCCAGGAGGCUCUGGUGCAGAUGGCACAGCUGGAACGUCUGGACAAGGACUUCUACGAGGAUGACGAUCGGGCUGAGGCUGAGGAGAUUCGUCAGAGGAUAAAGGAGGAGCAGGAGCAGGAGGCUGAGCCUGAGCAUGAUUCGGAAGUGGAUCAGCCAUCCAUCUAGCAGCAGUUUUAGCCUUUGAGGAUA
Pteropus alecto (black flying fox) is the source of this 1211-nucleotide messenger RNA. RefSeq names its product leucine rich repeat containing 23 (gene LRRC23). The record is from RefSeq and is a predicted model, not a curated record. The transcript is spliced from 7 exons. Bases 156 to 1187 code for a protein of 343 amino acids. Gene Ontology annotation, molecular function: protein binding. NCBI's taxonomy places the organism in Eukaryota, Metazoa, Chordata, Mammalia, Chiroptera, Pteropodidae.